Molecule: messenger RNA, 2090 nt
Organism: Solanum lycopersicum (tomato)
Lineage: Eukaryota; Viridiplantae; Streptophyta; Magnoliopsida; Solanales; Solanaceae
Source: RefSeq, a predicted model, not a curated record
AUGUACAGUUGGAUGUGGGCAAAGGAAAAAACAUUUCGAAAUCUGCCAAGAGAUCAACUAGGCGGUGUUAUAUUUGGGUGCAAGAAUGAUACAAUAAGAGAGUGUCUCGAAAAGCAACUAGUAGGUUCGCCUAGAGCACACUUUACAUAUGUGAAAAAUGUAAGUCCUGGUUUGCCAGUGUUCUUGUUCAAUUACGACGAUAAGAAGCUCCACGGAAUCUUUGAGGCUGCAAGUUCUGGUCAAAUGCUAAUCAAUCCAUAUGCUUGGAAUAAAGAUGGUGAUGAAAGAACACCAUUUCCUGCACAGGUUCAGAUACGUGUCCGUCUGCAUUGCGAACCACUGCCAGAAGAUGUUUUUAGACCAAUAAUUCAGGAGAACUAUUUUAAGGAAUAUCAUUUCUGGUUUGAGCUAGAUCAUGCUCAAUCCAGUAAAUUGAUAUCACAACUGUCAUCCCAUGCAUAUUCUCCGAGUAGCAAACCAAAUUAUCCAGCACCCCGGAGAACUAUAAUCCAAACAUCACCUGCGAAUAACAAGCUUGCAGAAAAUAGAUUUUCUGAACCGCAAAACUUGAAAUAUAAGCAAUCCAUUUCCAUUGAUUCUCAAGGUGCAGUGGAUGAGAAGAAUUAUAUAUAUAUGAAACUUAAAGAAAUAGCUCGUAAUCGUGAAUGGCCAGCGCUCUCAAGAAAAGGGCAUGCAGAGGAAAACACCAAUGAAGGGAUAAGUUAUAAUGAUGCUAGGAUUGAUCAAGAAGGUUUGAUGGAACAACCUCCUGGAGAAGAGAAUAAUGAAGAAGGCGAUUGUGACUUGGCUGGUUGUCCUCCUUUUGUAGCUCAGCUGGUGAAAGAAGUGAAAGAACUGAAUGCUUUCAAGGAAGAGCAAGCCCAAAAAAUGACUGGCCUGGAGAAGAAGCUGGCUAAUGCACAAGAAAUCGGACUGCUAAAAGGUAGAUGUGUGAUGUUGGAGUCCACAAAUCGCUCUCGUACACACGAUAGUAAAAAUGUGGUUGAGUCAGCCGAUAUAUUGUGUGAUGAAUCAAUCAUCCUAGCUGGAGGAUUUGAUGGUACUCGCUGGCUAUCGGCCUUGGACUUGUCACCUUUGGGUGAUGUUUUAAAGCCACUUAAGCCAAUGAGUUCAUUUCGGUCGUAUUUUGCAAUUGCAAAUCUGAAUAGAGAAGUCUAUGUAUUUGGUGGCAAAUUUGAGAAGUUGUGGGACAACACAGCUGAAUCAUAUAACCCAGCCAAUGAUAUGUGGACUGUGCAUUCUAAUUUGAAAAAUAGAAAGAGUAACUUAUCUGGAGCUACUUUGAAGGACAAGAUAUUUGCAAUGGGUGGUGGAAAUGGGACUGAAUACCUUGCAGAAGUUGAAAUGUAUGAUCCUCAAGUAGGUCGAUGGAUUCCUUCACAAUCCAUGCGGCAGAAGCGAUUUUCUCUUGCAGCAACAGAACUCAAUGGUGCAUUAUAUGCUGUUGGUGGAUUUGAUGGAGACAAAUAUUUGGCGACUGCUGAAAGGUUUGACCCCAGAGAACAUGCUUGGACAAAAAUUGAGAGUAUGACCACAAAAAGAGCAUAUCAUGCAUUGGUUCCUUUGGGGGGGAAGUUAUAUGCACUUGGUGGCUCUGAUGGAUCUCAAAUAAUGCCAAGCGUUGAGAUAUAUGAUCCCCGUCAGGGAACAUGGAUGAUUGGGGAACCUAUGAACUACUCAAGGGUUUAUGUAGCUGCUGCUGCUCUAAAGGAGUCCAUUUAUGUCAUUGGAGGGGCUCAAUCCGAUAAUGAAGUACUAGACACGAUUGAACGUUACAAGGAAGGCACAGGUUGGGAAAUAACCAACUUGAGUGGUGUCAGGAAAAGGUGCUUGUCCUCUGCUAUAGUUUUGGAGGAAGAUUAAAAUGUGCAUUCUUAAGUACUCAAUUGUUCAAUAUCUGCUGUUUUGCUCUAGUGGAUAGACAUAAAAGCUUGAAAUCAUCUUAAACAUUCCGUGAACUUUUCCUCCGUAUAAGAAAACAGAAAAUGGUCAAGCUUAUAGCCAAUGGAUGGUAUAGCUUUGUAGUAGCAUGACUGUAUUACAGACAGUUCUCAGCAGCCUCUUUCUAA